CUGUCGUUUUUGCCUGUUUUGCAGAGUUUCAAUGUUCUGACUUGGUCUAAGAUGAAGGUAUGGAAGCUUGCAGCUAUAGCCUCGAUGCUCUUCAGUUCCAUGUUGUCCGUUUUGGUUUGUAGAGACUUGUUCACCAGGAGCCGGGAGCACACCCUCUUCUCCUCGUCGCUGUUUUCCAGAUCCUCGCCGUCGUCGUCCUCGCUCGCCGAAGGCCACAGGAGGCACCCAAGGGCUCUGGGACGCCGCGGAUCGCUGAUCUCCCAGUACAGCACAUUGUUCGAGAGCUACACGGAGGGAGAAAUCCGCCACCUCAUCUCCACGCUGAUCGAGAGGUACAGCCAGUCCAUGAACUCGGGGGGCCACGAACUGCCGCUCUUCGCCAAAGCCGGCAACCGGAUGAAGCGCGCCAAGGCCCGCCACAAGCCCUGCUCCCUCAAGGAGCUUGAGGUGACUGUCAGCGAGCUGGGCCUCGGCUACAAGUCGGACGAGACGGUCCUCUUCCGCUACUGCAGCGGCACGUGCGACUCGGCCGUGCGCAACUACGACCUGUCCCUGAAGAACGUGAGGAGCAUGCGGAAGAUCAAGAAGGAGAAGGUGAGAGCCCGCCCGUGCUGCCGCCCCCUGUCGUACGACGACGACGUCUCCUUCUUGGACGCGGGGAACCGCUACUACACGGUGAACGAGGUGUCGGCCAAAGAGUGCGGCUGCGUGUGAUGGAGCAAAGGAAGGAGG
Messenger RNA from Lacerta agilis (Sand lizard), 732 nucleotides. It is a transcript of the gene NRTN, whose product is annotated as neurturin. The coding region runs from base 52 to 714 and encodes 220 amino acids. NCBI's taxonomy places the organism in Eukaryota, Metazoa, Chordata, Lepidosauria, Squamata, Lacertidae. The transcript has 2 exons. Gene Ontology annotation, molecular function: growth factor activity; glial cell-derived neurotrophic factor receptor binding; receptor tyrosine kinase binding. The record is from RefSeq and is a predicted model, not a curated record.